GUCGAUAGGACGCCAUUGUCUUGCGCAGACUCAGUGCUGCCGUCUCUAGGAGAAAAGUGUCGCGAGCUCGGCCUGAGCGUCCCCUUCUGAUGACGUCUUUAGCCGUCGACAGUAAGCAGUAGUGUCUCGGUUUCCAGACUUUUUGAAUAGGAGCAUUAUGGAUGACCUUACUCAGGCUUUGAGUGCCAGUUUUUCGGUGUCUCAGGACCCCAACAGUACGGCAGCGCCCCACCCGCGACUGGCCCAGUACAAGAGCAAGUACAGCGUGCUGGAGCAGAGCGAGAGACGCCGCAGGUUUCUGGAGCUGCAGAAAACGAAGAGGCUGAAUUACGUGAACCAUGCCCGUCGCCUGGCAGAGGGAGACUGGACAGGAGCGGACAGCGAUGAUGAGCCGGAGGGCGAGAAGCAGGAGGGGGAGACUGAGGUAGAAAGCAUGGAGACAGAGGAGAAGAGGAAGUUGCCCAGGCACUACGCCAAUCAGCUCAUGCUGUCAGAGUGGUUGGUAGACAUCCCUUCAGACUUGGCCACUGAAUGGCUAAUGGUGGUUUGUCCUGUUGGAAAGAGAUCUCUUGUGGUAGCCUCCAAGGGGUCAACUGCAGCUUAUACAAAAAGUGGCUACUGUGUAAAUCGAUUUCCAUCUUUGUUACCAGGAGGCAACAGGCAGUACUCAACUGUAGGAAAAGAUUAUACUAUCCUUGACUGCAUUUUCAGCGAGGUGGACAGGACGUUCUACAUUUUGGAUGUCAUGUGCUGGAGAGGUCAUCCUGUGUAUGACUGUCAGACUGAAUUCCGGUUCUUCUGGCUGCAGUCUAAGGUCCAGGAAACCGAAAACCUGACGGAUAUCACGAAGCGAAAUCCAUUCCGAUUUGUUAGUCUGCAGUGUGUCUCGUGUACAGUGGAGCCAAUCCAGCAAGCCCUGGCCAAGGAAUAUGCUUUCAAAGUGGACGGACUCCUGUUCUACCACAGACAGACUCACUACACGCCGGGCAGUACCCCCCUGGUGGGCUGGCUCAGGCCUUACAUGGUGUCUGAUAUCCUGGGCAUAGAAGUGCCGGAGGGGCCUCUCACCAUCAAGCCUGAGUACGCCGGCCAGCAGAUGCAGGCGAUUCUGGAGCACAAGAGGGGGCCGCGGUCCUCAGAGGUGCGGCCGAUGGCUCAAAACGGGCAAUAUGAGCUGGAACACCUGUCCACCCCAGAGCAGCAGGGUGAAAAGAAGUACAAGCACCUGGAGAAUUCUGGGGCCACAAUGGAAAGCUGAGAGGCACCCUGUUCUUUUCCCUUUCUUACCUUACUGUUGCUUAAAAAAAGUACCCACCACACCCACCACAUUUCGGAGCUCAAGUAUGAGAAGAAAUGACAGUACGUAAUGUGGUUGGCUACAGCCGAGCAAUCACUGAACUGCAGUAACCUUCGGGGGGUAAUUAAUAAAGGGGCAGUUUUUUCAGGAUGGCCUUAAAUAGUCCAUACCUACCUGUCCCCACAAUUACAGUCAACAAAUUCAUCUGCGUGAGACAGUUUCUUAAAUAUUGUUUGAGGACCUUUUUCCCUUUGUUUCUGAGUGAAGUGCUUUUAAUAAUUGCUAUAGUGAGUGGCAUUUUGUCAUCUCAGUUUCACAGCUGUACUGAACACGAUGGAGAAUCUGAAGCGAGUCAUUUUUCUUUGUAAAUUAAAACUAAGGAGCUAAAAUUAUUUAUGGCUUUAAACGUUAAAAUAUUUUUUCCCUUAAAAUCAGAGAGAUUAUGGAUGAUGAUGCAUCUGUAACGGGGAGGAAACAUCUUUGCAAUAAUGGAAUGUUUUUUUUUUCAGAUUUUAUCUUUUGGUUUUGGGGACUUUUUGCAAGUCAGGCAGCUGACUAAAAUUUACAAGAACUAUAGACGUGAAGUGGUAUGGUAGCGUGUUUAUUAGCACUUCAGAGCACUCUACCCUAAAUCAGCUCUGGACAGGGGCCCCUGUCUGGAGUUUGCAUGUUCAAUCACAGUAAUAAAGUUGCAAACCGUUAUCUGAAGAAUUAUUAUAUACUGUAGUUCUGAUGUUUACUGAGAUAGGGAUGAUCGGUAUGCUAUGUGUACACUGCCAACAUUUGUGCUAUUUUCAGUAUAAAUCAGUGUUUGCAAUAAGAUCAUGAGCUGAAGCAUACUGUUUCCACGAUUUACAAAUAUCUAGAAACAAUGGUGUAUUGAGUAGACUCCACAGGGUCCUCAAAUGAUGGCAGCUGAGGUCAUUUCAUGCAGCUGUACUUACGUAAUUAACAGAUAAAAAAGGCAAAGGGUGUAAAAAUCUAAAGCAAACUUGUCUGAUAUGUUUUGUACUUUGUACAGCUUGUGUGUAAAAUUAUUUUUACACUGUAAAAGAACAAUGCUGUCAUAGAGUUGUAGAAGUGUGAUAAACAUUUAUAUUGAAAUAA
Molecule: messenger RNA, 2404 nt
Organism: Lepisosteus oculatus (spotted gar)
Lineage: Eukaryota; Metazoa; Chordata; Actinopteri; Semionotiformes; Lepisosteidae
Gene: snupn
Product: snurportin 1
Biological process (GO): snRNA import into nucleus; protein import into nucleus
Cellular component (GO): nucleus; cytoplasm
Molecular function (GO): nuclear import signal receptor activity; protein binding
Source: RefSeq, a predicted model, not a curated record